AUGGCUGGACCGGUGCUUCGCGGAUCCAGCGCAAGACCCCUCCGAGCUCGCCGUGGCCUUCCAAAGCUUGCUGCGCACUUCCCGCGCAGGCCAUUGGCUGGAGAUCAUGAAGAGCCGCGACUUGGAUCCAGGUGUGCAAGGAUACACCUCCGUCCUCACCUCGUCGCGCGGUAUGGCCACCGGAACGAUCCAGAAGCUGCUGAGAGAUGCUUUGCAGAGAUGCAGAAUGCAGGGGUGAAGGCGGAUGUGAAGUGCUACGGUGCCAUGAUCCGGACGCUCAGCUGGGCCAAUGAGAGCUUGAAGGCUUCCGCAGUCCUGCGAGAAGCCAAGGCCCUGCGGCUGGCGGACGGGACCAUGUACCACCAGGUGCUGGCGGCGCUGGCGAGAGCCAAGCAGCAUGACCAGGUCACGACGCUCUUUGAAGAGAUGGUUUCUGCGGGCAUCCAGCCAGGGCCAGCAGCGCUGUCCAGCUUGCGCGCGGCCACGGCCGGCAGCAAACGCGGAGAUUCUCCGCCAGUACAUCCCAGCCUUUGCGAACGUGACAGUUCUGCCGAAGAGGGGACAGAAGGUCCCAACCGGCUGCUACCCGGCUGGCUGGGUUGCAGACCGCCCUUGGCAGGAAAACCAGCCCUGCGAGAAGGCAUUGGCUAUGGCGCAACCUUAGAUGAUCCCUGGCCACCAGAGAAAGGCGCGUACUACAAGAUCUACGAGGAACUCUCGGAACGCACCAAGAGCCCGGAGUCCGAACCGGGCCGAACCUUCGGAGGGAGAGCCGAGCCAACGAAGAGGUGGCUCAAAACUCUUGAGCGGUCCACCCUUUCAGCCGCAGAGUUGUUGGACGGCUUUGCCUGGGCGGAGCGCAGCAACCUGCUGCGUUCGUCGCCCUCGAGCAUGCUCCGGCGGAAGCUGGACGGGGAUCUGGAAGUUUGGGUGCAUUUCUCUCCAGACUACUGGGCCAAGAAGAGGAAACCUGAGACGAGACCCAUGGAGGGGACUGGCCCCGCUUCUUCGAGCGUGUUGAGACCAGUCGACCCCGAAGCCUUUAACUUUACAAAGAUCAAUGAGCAGGAAGUGCUCAAAGACGCGCUGGAAGUGGGCAGCUGGUCGGUCUCCGUGUUGGCGUGUAUCUCUCCCUUGUGCUUUGGGCAUGUCCUCUUCGUCCCGGACCGCGCCAAGCUUCGGCCACAAGCCCUCACGACCGAGCUCAUCUCUUGCGGGCUGCAGCUGCUUACAGCAUCCAAGCGGAGUGACUUCCGGGUGGUCUUCAACUCCAUGUCUGGCUUUGCUUCGGUGAACCAUUUCCACUACCACGGCCUCUUCUUGGACCAUGCGGGCUUGAAGCGUUUGCCCGUGGAGUACAUGUCGCGCUCGCGCGUGGCCGGCGACCGCACAGAGGGUAAACUUUGCUGCGAACUGCUGGUGGAGAGCUGGUUUUGUCGAGGUCUCAUCCUCUCCGCGGGUGCCAAGGAAGGGGAGCCUCCUGAGGGUGCAGCCGAUUUGGAUGCCUUGACGGACUUUGCCGGACGGGUGGUGCAGUUCUUGCAGGAGAAGAACCUAGCGCACAACGUGAUGUUCGUGCCUUACCUUGGAGAGCGGAUCAAACCGCUCUUCGACCCCUACGAAGUACAAGACGUGCCUCCUCCCCGGGCGGCCUCGCCGGAGAUUUACAUCUUUCCACGGAAGCCCGAGGGUGACUGCCGCGAGGAGCGGACCGAGGACCCCGGCUUCAACGCGGCCAUUUGCGAGAUGUCGGGGCUGCUCUUCGCGCAUGACGAGCAGCGCUUCAACAGCUUCGAUGAGGAUCAGGUGGCCGAAAUCUUUAAGCAGGAUGUCUCAAUGGAUGGGCAUGACUUUGACGAUUUGAUUUGCAAAGUCGCCUGGAUGAUACCCUAA
Durusdinium trenchii is the source of this 1893-nucleotide messenger RNA. NCBI's taxonomy places the organism in Eukaryota, Dinophyceae, Suessiales, Symbiodiniaceae. The record is from the annotation of a GenBank genome assembly.